Molecule: messenger RNA, 2295 nt
Organism: Pochonia chlamydosporia 170
Lineage: Eukaryota; Fungi; Ascomycota; Sordariomycetes; Hypocreales; Clavicipitaceae
Product: C6 transcription factor
Exons: 6
Coding region: 1-2295 (764 amino acids)
Biological process (GO): DNA-templated transcription; regulation of DNA-templated transcription
Cellular component (GO): nucleus
Molecular function (GO): DNA binding; DNA-binding transcription factor activity, RNA polymerase II-specific; zinc ion binding
Source: RefSeq, a predicted model, not a curated record
AUGUUCCAAGACUCCAGCCCCAGCGAACCAUCGCCCAGCGACAAACCCAUCCAAAAGCGCAGUCGAGUCCUCCUCUCCUGCGCACCAUGUCGCAACUCCAAGCUGAAAUGUGACCGCCAGCAACCAUGUUCGCAAUGCGAAAAGAAAGCCCGCAUAGACCAGUGCGUCUAUGCCCCCAAGCCCGUCAAGAAGAAGCCCCCCGCCAAGAAUAUGACCGCACGACUCAAACGGCUGGAGGGACUGGUGCGAGAGAUGAUGGAGAAUGAAGGAGAUGCGAAACCGUCAGGAAAGGGGGAUGAAAAGAGCACUGUGCCUUCGUUGCAAGGACAUGUUGUCAAGGGGGAGCAUGGGACGACGUAUGUUGGUGCUACACAUUGUAUGGCAAUGCUUGAGGAUAUUGAGGAUUUGAAAAUGUAUUUUGAUGAUUCAGAGGAGCAGGAAGAAGGAGCUUCGCCGACAGAUGAGCUUGACGCACCUGAGAUGCUGUUGAGUCCGAGGAGUGCGCCGAGUAACAGAGAUGAACUUAUUGCUCAGCUGCCCGAGAGGCAUGUUGCCGAUCGGUUGAUUACGAGAUAUUUCUCAUCCAUGAGUCCCUCACAACACAUCAUGCACCGCCCAACCUUCACAAGAAUGUACGCCCGUUUCUGGCAAGACCCCAACGACGUAUCCCUCCACUGGCUCGCCCAACUCUUCAUGAUGCUCGGCCUCGGCAUCUUCUUCAACAACUUCGCCGCACCCCACGAACUAACCGCGGACUCACCCGUCCCCGUCUACGACCGCAUCAAGCACUACCGCUCCUGCGCAGCCUGGGCUCUCAUCUGGGGAAAAUACACGCAACCCACGUCCGCCACCCUGCCCGCGUUCCUCCUCUACGUAGAAUCCCACUUCAUGUUCAAUCGCGCCGCCCAAAUGAACUGCUACGUCCUCUCGGGCGUCUGCAUCCGCCUCCUCCUCAAAAUGGGAUUGCACCGCGACCCGUCCAAGCUGGCCAACAUUUCUCCCUUUGAGGGAGAAAUGCGCAGAAGGUUAUGGAACAUGGCGGUGCAGAUUGAGCUCCUUGUGUCGUUCCACAUGGGUCUCCCGAGUAUGCUGCAGGGUAUCGAAACCGACACGAAGACGCCGUCGAAUCUCCAAGACGAGGACUUUGACGAGGAUUCAACCGUCUUGCCGCCUGAGAGACCGUCUACCGACCACACGCAAAUGACGUAUCCUAUCAACAAGACCAAGAUUCUAAAAGUAUUCGCCCAAAUUGCCCGUCAAGCCCAUUCCCUGUCUCCCCCUGAAUACAACGACGUGCUCAAGCUGGAUGCCAUAUUGCAAGAUACAUGGGGUGCCUUGCCGGGAUUUAUGCGCGUCCGCCCCUUAGACGAGUGUGUAGGCGACGCACCUGUUCUUCUCAUACAGCGUUUCGGCCUCGCAGCAAUCUACAAUAAGUGCAGAUGUGUCCUUCACAGACGAUAUCUCGCGGAGCCGAUCCCCAACAAGGACCACAACUACUCCCGCCAACAGGGCAUUGACGCGGCGCUGUCCCUUCUCGAGUCACAACGCGUUAUAUGGAAGGCUUCCAAACCAGGCAACGUGCUGAGUUCCAUGUCGUGGUUCCUUUCGUCGUUGGCAGUACACGAUUACUUGCUAGCAGCCAUGAUUGUGUAUCUGCUCAUUCAGAAUGAGAAUUAUCCCGACGGGGAGGGAUUCGAAUUUGAAGGCAAGAAGCCCAGCAAAGAACAGCUGAAGAUGAUGCUCAAGACAUCCCAUGUCAUUUGGACAGAGGUAUCGGAUAAUGUAGUCGAGCUGAGAAAGACGGCGGACACCCUAGCCGCAAUGUUGAAUAAGAUGGGCGUCCCAGUGGAUGGGAACAUAACAACAGAGGAGAUGAAUUACAUUCCGGUGGAAUAUACGUCGUCAGGAUCAAGAUGGUCUUCAUCUGCUGCGAGGAGCGCCUCUGGCACAGGAGAGUCAGAUCUUCUUUCUAGCUUAGGACUUGAAGGAGGAAAUUCGUCUUCAGGAUUAACACCAUUCUCUAUGCCUCAAGCGACGAGCAAUCCGACUCCUGCUAUGGACUUUGCCAUGCCUGACACGACGGAUGCCAUGUUGGGAACUAACCUGGACUUUGAUCCGUCGUGGAUGGAAUCGGUAGAUAAUAUGGACUGGCGUUUCCUCGACGUGUCCCUCGCACAUAGCCAUACCGCCGGCACCAAUUCCGGAUCUGGGACGACAUGGGUUGAGAAACUCCCACUGGAUGAUUUGGGUAUGUUGGAUCCGGGGGUAUGGGGUCAGCCAUCUGGGGAAACAUAG